Cuscuta epithymum is the source of this 1640-nucleotide messenger RNA. Lineage: Eukaryota; Viridiplantae; Streptophyta; Magnoliopsida; Solanales; Convolvulaceae. The record is from the annotation of a GenBank genome assembly.
AGAUCUUCUGCGUAAGAGCUAUCUUCGUUUUAUCCCUGAGUCUCGGUAUACUUCGCUUCUCUAACAUCACCGUUAAUGCUUAAUACCCAAGCUCGUGACCUUGCCUGUACCUGCGAGCGGCCUAUGAAAGAAGCUUCUCUGCCUUCUUCAUCUAGGCUCACCUCAUCAAAUUCUUUCGGGGCUAUCAUCUAAAACCACACUUGCAGGGCUGUUUUCUUUUCCAUUGCCAGGGAAGUUCUCCUGCACCAGUUUCUUUGCAAUCUUUGUUGAGGUGAUAUUAUGGAUGUGCAAGCCUUCGCGCGACUAUCAAAAAAGCUGUCGAAGGUCCCGAAGAAGAAGAAGGAGGAAGGGCCCUCGGCGAAUCAACCCCUCGUCGAUGAAGUCUUGAAGAAGGCUGGGGCUUCUAAGACUCCGGAAGAUAAGGAGUCCACUAAGGAGGUUCCUUCUGCUGAUGCCGGUGCUGGUGCCGGGGGUUCCCAAGUUGGGGAGCUUAAGAGAAAGAACACCGGGAAGGGCUCCAAGCCUCCGGUAACUAAGAAGUUGAGGGGGGCCGAUGAAGUUAAGGGUGCCCCCCUGGUGAUCCUUGAAGAGCCCUCCUCCUCUCAUCUAGUGGACCUUGAUGAGGGGGCUUGGCCGCAGGAGACGGUGCAGUUCUCCUUUAAGAAGGGGACGGCUAUCGUCCAUGGAACCCUCGACCCAAGGGAAUAUCUGGAGGGCGCCACUCCCCCCUUAGACCGCUCGACCCUCGGCAAGUUUGAGGAUGAAGCCCUCGAACGGAAAGCACUUGAGGCUUCAGUCACGGCUAGCCUGGCCUUCGGAGAAUAUGUCCGGAGAAUGGAACAGCUUCGCCUCCGGAAGGCGGAAGACGAUGAGGCCCUCAAGAGGCUUGUCGCCAAGAACACCGAGGCCAUCAGGAAGAUGGCUGAGCUGGAGGAGGCCCUGAGGCAGGCGGGCGACAAGCUGGAGGCCGCGAGGGUGGAGGCUCGCGCCGAGGGGAAGGCUGAAGCGGAGAAAGCCGCUGCCGAAGCCACAAAGCAAGCGGCCGAGGAAGCUGAGAAGGCCAAGGCUGAGGCCGCGGCCAAGGCCAGGGAAGACGGCAUCGCUUCCUUCCUCGCCGAGGGGUGGAAAACCGAGGAGCACAAAGAAUGGGUGGCCUCGGUCAUAAAGCAGGGUGUUGAUGCUUGGGUGAAAGGCCCCGGGUCUGAAUGGAUGGCCCUGAAGGGCAAAGAUUACUUUGACGGGGGCGAGUUCUUCACUCAGCGUCUCAUCUACCGGAAGCUGGCGGAGCACUUAAAAAUUCCCAAGGACAAAUUUGACCCCUCGGCCUAUGGUCUCCCCCUUCGGCAGCCUGAUGUGAGGGUCCCCCUUCCGGAGGGUGAGGAGAGGGUCCAACUCGCGGACUCUGAGCUGAUGAGGGAGUACAACUUGGCUGAUGAUGAAGGGGAGAUUGAGGAUGAUGCUACUUCAAAGGCCAAGGAAGACGCAGCUGGGAGCGCCCAAGCUUGAUGCUGCUUUGAAAUUUUUGACUUGUAAUAGCUCAUAGGCUUCGGCAAAUUGUAAACAAGCAUCCUUGUUAAUACUCUGUUUCGUUUUUUCAAUGAAUGUGAUAUGCCUCCGGGUUUCUUUAAUGAGUGGUUGCC